UUUAUAGAUAUUCUUGAUCUCUAUGAAUGGUUGAGUUUAGACAUGGUUGGAUAAUUGAUAGAAGUUCAAGUCCUUUUAUAAUAAAUUUUCAACUGGUACUAUUUUUGGGAUCCACCUAUUGAAAAAGAAAGCUCUGCGUCUGGCAGUUUCCCCAUGAGCCUUCUAAAGCACGCAGAUAACCCUUUCGUGUAGCUCCUUCCAUACCCACUGCGCCCAAAACCCUCCAAAUCGCAUUGUUCAGAAUUAAAGCCAAAACAAAUCUGCGCUGAAAGGAAAAGUUUCUUUUUUUCCAACGGUUUGGAGAUCUCGGAAAUAAAAACCUUGAGCCAAUUCGAAACAAUAACACCAAAAAUAAACACACAACGAGACGAGAAAAGGAUGGCUAACCACUGGAUUAUACUGGGUAUUUGAUCUAAUAUAAUGACAUCCACCAAUGAACACAACCACUUUAACCCAUCCACACUUGCCCAUAUUCCAAAUUCACACUCUGAAAACACCCCCGUGGUUGUGCAAAAAAAAAAUUAACCUGCUUUUUCGCGCCCAGUGGUCAAUCCCCAUGAAGAUAGAAAUGGCGAGUACAAAAUCCAUGGAGUUAUACUCUGCGAUAAACAACAAUCUGGCCAGCGAAAAACAUGGGCAGACUCGCACUGCAAAAGAAACUCGGUGGAGCAAUGAGGAAUAUGUUUCAUCCCCAAACAAGCAACUGUGUACAUAUGCUACAAUUAAUUCCUGUGGGAAAAAUUUUCACAUCGAUUUAUUGACUCAA
Molecule: messenger RNA, 766 nt
Organism: Hansenula anomala
Lineage: Eukaryota; Fungi; Ascomycota; Saccharomycetes; Phaffomycetales; Wickerhamomycetaceae
Exons: 1
Source: RefSeq, a predicted model, not a curated record